AUUCAAUAACAAAUAAUCCUGAUGAGUUAUCAGAUGAAAGAAUUUUGGCAUUUGAUCUCAUGAUGACUUCUGAAAAUCAUACUUCACGCCUUUCUUUAUAUGAUUUAAAAUUCAAAAUUGCUUCUUCUGCUAUAGAAUCUGAAAUUGAAUUUUUAUUUGAGUCUAUAUUAUCAGUUGAAAGUCAGCUUACAGUUAAUGAUAUAAUACUAGUAGAAUUAAGAAAAUUUCUCAAUUUAAAAGAAUUUAUUGAUACACAUUGUCAAAUCAGACAAUAUUCAUUUCAGAUUAAGAAAUGCAAUAAUAUUGAGUAUGCUAUCUGUUUGUCAGUUGAAUUACCAAUUGAGGUAUUUAAUGAAUUGCAUUUUUUGCCUGAUCCUGAACCAUUUAUUGCUAAUCCUGAUCACUAUAAGGAUUUUUUAAGUGUAUAUAGUACUCAAACAUCUGAAAAGUUUUGUCUAAGUAAAGUGGGAUAA
Molecule: messenger RNA, 473 nt
Organism: Funneliformis mosseae
Lineage: Eukaryota; Fungi; Glomeromycota; Glomeromycetes; Glomerales; Glomeraceae
Source: the annotation of a GenBank genome assembly